AUGGCUAACGUUAAUAACGAGACCACCGAAUGUGGUGCAUUGCUUUCGAAUAUCACUUCCCUACAGACGACGCUAACGUCUAUGGGAUGCCAAGUGCCCGCCUUGCAUCAUCAUCAUCGUGACAAUCACACCCACGGAGUGGUCGACGAUGGAAUUGAUGGAGACACUCACGGCGGGUGUGAAAGUGGUCAUGGCACGUAUUCCAUUGGACUGCAUGUUGUGGCGAUCUUUGUUGUGUUGAUUGCGUCGUUUCUGGGCACGCUGAUACCGAUAAUCGGAAAGUACGUGCCGGCACUGCGGCUUCCUCCGUUUGCGCUUGUCCUUGGCAAGUGCAUUGCAGCUGGAGUGCUACUGUCAGUGUCGACGAUCCACAUGAUUAAUGAAUCUAUUUUACAGCUACAGGAAGAUUGUGUUCCGGAGUCGUUUCGCGAAUCAUAUGAGGCAUAUGCAUUUCUGUUUGCUGUGGCUGGAGCGUUGCUGUUGCACAUGGUGGACGUCCUUUCUGGUUUUUGUGUUCGUCGGGAUGAAAUGGUUUAUAGUGAUACUUCGGCAGUUGUUCCGCAUGAGGUUAUCGAUGCCGAAGAAGCUCAAGCGGCCCCGGCUGCUCUUGAUGCGUACGAUGGUCAUCACUGCCACUACGCUGUCGGCAUGCCACAGUCGAGGACUAAACGUCUUUUUUCUGCAAUGUUUAUGGAGUUUGCGGUAACUGUGCACAGUGUGUUUGUCGGGCUGGCAGUCGGUAUCGCAAGGGAUGCGGAGACCAAAACUUUACUUGUGGCUCUGGUUUUUCAUCAGAUGUUGGAGGGCCUUGCUCUGGGCGCGCGUCUGGUGGAUGCAGAGUUGAGCUUGAAGCUUGAAAUGCUGUUUGCACUACUCUUCUCUGUCUCUGCGCCCCUGGGCACCGCAAUUGCCGUUGGCACGAUUGCGAUUUGGAAUGUGUCGAUGGUAGGAACCGCGUUCGUGAUUACACAGGCGGUCACCAGUGCUGUGUGUGGUGGGAUGCUGCUGUACCUUGCUUUCUGCCUCAUGUUGAGUGACUUCCCAUCGGAUAUGCAGAAACAUGCUGGGAAGGAUAAGGUAAGACGUUUCUUCAGAUGCUUUGGGAUGUUUGCGGCUCUUUGGCUUGGCGCUGCGUUAAUGGCCUUUAUUGGAAAAUGGAUCUAA
Messenger RNA from Trypanosoma brucei brucei TREU927, 1164 nucleotides. RefSeq names its product cation transporter, putative. Gene Ontology annotation, cellular component: plasma membrane. Lineage: Eukaryota; Euglenozoa; Kinetoplastea; Trypanosomatida; Trypanosomatidae. The transcript has a single exon. The record is from RefSeq and is a predicted model, not a curated record. Bases 1 to 1164 code for a protein of 387 amino acids. Gene Ontology annotation, molecular function: zinc ion transmembrane transporter activity. Gene Ontology annotation, biological process: zinc ion transmembrane transport.